Molecule: messenger RNA, 3397 nt
Organism: Nerophis ophidion (straightnose pipefish)
Lineage: Eukaryota; Metazoa; Chordata; Actinopteri; Syngnathiformes; Syngnathidae
Gene: mcm3
Product: minichromosome maintenance complex component 3
Exons: 17
Coding region: 132-2564 (810 amino acids)
Biological process (GO): DNA strand elongation involved in DNA replication; double-strand break repair via break-induced replication; mitotic DNA replication initiation
Cellular component (GO): MCM complex; nucleus
Molecular function (GO): single-stranded DNA binding; single-stranded DNA helicase activity; ATP hydrolysis activity
Source: RefSeq, a predicted model, not a curated record
GCCCGCGCCGGCGACGCAUUGGCGGGAAAAAAAUCCUCUUCAUUGUGCGAGUGGACUGUGAAAGGCUGCACGUUCAGCAACGCGACUGUGGAAUAUUUGCAAACUUUUUUUCUCCACGGAACUACUUGGACAUGGCUACCGACGUUGUGGACGACCGGGAGAUGAGGGAGGCCCAGAGGGACUAUUUAGACUUCCUGGAUGAUGAUCACGACCAGGGAGUCUAUCAGAACAAAGUUCGGGACAUGAUCGACCAGAACAAGUCUCGCGUCAUUGUCAACAUUAACGACCUGAGGAGGAAGAAUGAGGCCCGAGCUGCAAAGUUGAUGAGCAAUGCUUUCGAAGAGCUGAUGGCCUUCCAGCUGGCCCUGAAGGACCUGGUGGCCACCGUGGACGCAACCUACGCCAAGCAGUACGAGGAGUUCAACGUGGGCCUGGAGGGCAGCUUCGGAUCCAAGCACGUCAGCCCCCGAACGCUGACUUCCAGGCUGCUGGGCAGCAUGGUGUGUGUGGAGGGCAUCAUCACCAAGUGCUCUCUUGUGCGGCCCAAAGUGGUACGCAGUGUCCACUACUGCCCCGCCACCAACAAGACCAUGGAAAGGAAAUACACCGAUCUGACGUCAUUGGACGCCUUUCCUUCUAGCGCCAUCUAUCCAACCAAGGACGAGGAGAACAACCCUCUGGAGACGGAGUUCGGUCUGUCCGUCUACAAGGACCACCAGACCAUCACGGUGCAGGAGAUGCCCGAAAAAGCGCCGGCGGGUCAGCUUCCUCGCUCGGUGGACAUCAUCCUGGACAACGACCUGGUGGACGUGGUCAAGCCGGGGGACCGGGUCCAGGUGGUGGGGACCUACCGCUGCCUGCCCGGGAAGAAGGGCGGCUUCACAUCCGGGACCUUCAGGACCAUCAUGAUAGCGUGUCACGUCAAGCAGAUGAGCAAGGAGGUGGCCCCCGUCUUCUCUGCGGACGACAUCAGCAAAAUUCGGAACUUCAGUCGCGGUCGCAGCAACGUUUUCGAUCAGCUGUCUCGCUCGCUGGCCCCCAGCAUCCACGGUCACGAGUACAUCAAGAAGGCCAUCCUCUGCAUGUUGCUCGGCGGCGUCGAGAAGGUGCUGGAAAACGGCUCCCGCAUCCGAGGGGACAUCAACAUCCUCCUUAUCGGUGAUCCCUCGGUCGCCAAGUCGCAGCUUCUGCGUUACGUCCUCCACACGGCGCCCAGGGCCAUCCCCACCACCGGGCGCGGCUCCUCCGGCGUGGGCCUGACCGCCGCCGUCACCACCGACCAGGAGACGGGAGAGCGUCGUCUGGAGGCAGGCGCCAUGGUGCUGGCCGACCGCGGCGUGGUGUGCAUCGACGAGUUCGACAAGAUGUCCGACAUGGACCGCACCGCCAUCCACGAGGUCAUGGAGCAGGGCCGCGUCACCAUCGCCAAGGCCGGCAUCCACGCCCGCCUGAACGCCCGCUGCUCCGUUCUGGCGGCCGCCAAUCCCGUCUACGGCAGGUACGACCAGUACAAAACCCCCAUGGAGAACAUCGGGCUGCAGGACUCCCUGCUGUCCCGUUUCGACCUGCUCUUCAUCGUCCUGGACCAGAUGGACCCCGAGCAGGACCGCGAGAUCUCCGAUCACGUCCUCCGGAUGCAUCGCUACCGGGACCCCCGCCAGCAGGAGGGCGCAGCCAUGGCUCUGGGCGGUUCUGUCGACGUUCUCGCGACGGACGACCCGGACGUGGCGGCUCAAGAGGUGGAAGAGCUGCAGGUUUACGAGAAACACAACAACCUUCUGCACGGGAGCAGGAAAAAGAAGGAGAAGAUGGUGAGCAAGGAGUUCAUGAGGAAGUACAUCCACAUUGCCAAGGGAGUGACGCCCGUGUUGACGGAGGAGGCGGCCAAUCACAUCGCAGAAGAAUAUUCCAGGCUCAGGAGUCAGGAGCAGCUUGGUGCUGACAUCGCCCGGACGUCGCCAGUGACGGCGCGCACGUUGGAGACCCUGAUCCGCUUGUCCACAGCGCACGCCAAAGCCCGCAUGAGCAAAGCUGUAGAACUGCAGGACUCUGAAGUGGCCGUGGAGCUGGUACAGUUCGCGUACUUCAAGAAGGUUCUGGAGAAAGAAAAGAAACGUUCGAGAAAGGAAGAAGAUUCUUCCUCCGACGAAGACCAAGAAGCGACUACGCAGCAGUCCCAAUCAUCUCACAGGAAAAGGGGGCGACGUGAAUCUCAGGGCAGUGAACCUUACAGUCCUUACGACUUCAGUGAAGAACAACACGUCCCUGACAUUCACAGUGCUGCCCCGAAAAGAGCGAAGGCGGAUCAGGCGGCAGAAGAACCAGCGCAGGUUUCCUCUGAAGACGGCGAGCUGGCGGCAGACAGGUUGAAGGAGUUCAAGUCGUCUCUGUUCGCCGUCUUCCAGUCCGCACACGCUCAGUCGGUGAAGAUGCAGGCGCUGAUGGACGCCGUCAACAAAGACCGCGAGGUGGGCUUCACGCGGCAGGAAGUGGGCGUGGCUCUACGCCGCAUGCAAGACGACAACCAGGUCAUGGUGGCUGAUGACAUCAUCUUCCUCAUCUGAGAAAGAUGCUCUCCUUGACACCUUCUCUCUAUGGAGACUGUUGUCACGGUAACAACUUGUAAAUACUUUAUACAAAUAUCACCACAACUCUCUGCUACUACACUUAUGCUGCAUGCCGUGCCGUGUGCGUAUGUACCACACUUAUACUGCAUGCUGUGUGUGUGUGUAUGUACCACACUUAUACUGCAUAUUGUGUGUGUAUGUACCACACUUAUACUGCAUACUGUGUGUGUGUAUGUACCACACUUUUACUGCAUAUUGUGUGUGUGUAUGUACCACACGUAUACUGCAUAUUGUGUGUAUGUACCACACUUAUACUGCAUAUUGUGUGUGUAUGUACCACACUUAUACUGCAUACUGUGUGUGUAUGUACCACACUUAUACUGCAUACUGUGUGUGUGUAUAUACUACACUUAUACUGCAUACUGUGUGUGUGUAUAUACUACACUUAUACUGCAUACUGUGUGUGUAUGUACCACACUUAUACUGCAAGCCGGGGUGUAUGUACUACAGUAAUACUGCAUACGUGUGCGUAUGUACCACACUUAUACUGCAUACGUGUGCGUAUGUACCACACUUAUACUGCAUACUGUGUGUGUAUGUACUACAGUAAUACUGCAUACGUGUGUGUGUGUUGCUGUCCCAGUCGACACAUGUAUCGAAAGUACGUGUGGUUAGCACCGAUGAUACACAAUGAUACUGUCAGAGAAGCACAGCAAGUUUCAAUAUGCUCCAAGAAGACAACACAUUAACAACAAGCACAGGCAAAGUUUACCUGUAACAAUGUCAACAAAAGUACCGCUUGAAUUAAACCGCUUUUGUAGCAACUGUGA